UUAUAGUACACAAAAGACGUGGGAUUGAAUUUGAAAAUAGCAGCAGGCAAUUGGUUCAUCCAAAAUUAGUAAAUAACCAACUUCAUUCUGGUACUAAAAUAUAUAUAUACGAAUUGGUGUCAAUUAUUAAUAAUAUUAGCGCCCAGUAUGAUGAGAAAUCUUGAUGCGUGUUUAUGAGAUCCAAUUGCUUCUUACGUCAUAGUAGUAGGGAAACAAGUUGAUUUCUAGUUCGUCUCACAGCAAACCAAAUUUUUAACAUCGUGUUUAUUGACACAUCUACAGGCACAGGCUACCUCGGCUCUGUCACGAGGAUUCAACUUUCAGAUAAUAGCUCUCGUCGUAUCUGUAGUUGGUGUGACCAAUGAUUAUUACAAUUUUGUGUCUGAGCGAAAUUCAUUAUCAUUUCUAAACUUCCAGUUACGUAUAGCUAGCAUCCUAUCUUAACUUGAAGAAUGCCUCCUAUACGCAAAAAAGUUUUCAUAAUCAUUAUCGCAGCAUUUUCGGGAUUGUUACUGGUUGAAAGAUUGUACAUUGCAAAAAGCUACACUAACAUGAGAUCGUUGGCUGAAGACUCCGUGUUAAGUAGAACAGCAGCAACAACCCCGACUCGUUGUCAAGUAUCAUCUGCCGAGGAUGAAGUAAUAAGUAGAGAUUCUUUGACGUCCGAAACGCAAAACAGGAUAAAACAAAGAAAACAAGCGUUGGUUGAUAGUUGUAAUAAACUUGACCAUGGUAAAAUCUCUUCAUAUGAAGAAUUUUAUCUCAAAAACACCAUUUUAAAAACAAGCCUGUUUUAUUCGGAUAAACAUAAAAUUUUGUUCUGUUCAAUACCAAAAUGCGCUACUCGCAGCCAGGCAAAUUUUCUUGCAAACAUCGAAGGAAUUAUAGACGAAAAGCUUGCAAACGAAUCGGCUUCUGAAUAUAUCGAAAGACGACUCUCUGUGCGGAACUUGAACGUUUCGGAAGUUGCAAAAAGGAUUAAAAAUUAUACAAAAUUCAUUAUAGUACGGGAACCAUUCAGUCGUUUACUUUCAGCAUUCCGAGACAAGCUCGAAAGAAAAAGAGGUAAUGGCUAUUACGUAGGACUAUCCCACAGAAUCCAUGCUCAAUACGGCAAUGGUACCGGUAACGAGACGGGGAUAACCAAAACUAGUCUACAGGAUUUUGUGGAAUAUCUUACAGCUAAAAGAGACAAUCAACAAGAUCCACAUUGGAAUUAUUAUUACAGACUUUGUUCUCCUUGUGAUAUACAAUACGAUUACAUUGCACACAUGAGCACCCUCGACACUGACAUGGAAUAUUUUAUGAAACAAUUCAGGAUGAAAAAUGUUGUUUUUCCACCAUCUUUCAAUUCUUUUACGGACGGAGAAAAAGUUUAUAACUAUUUCAGUAACGUUUCAGCAAGUUCAGUGAACCUUCUUUAUCAUAGAUACAAGACUGAUUAUGAUAUAUUUGGAUUUUCUCCGCCACCACAAUUUUAAUAUUUUUUUUAAAUAUUCAAUUUGAUUUGUAAUCUAUCUUCAUUAUUACUAAAGAACAUUUAAACGUAAAGAAAGGAUGUUUCAUGAUAUAUAUUCUACCAUUUUUUCUGUAUCAUAUAUAAUGAAAUUUAUGUAACAAAUUGUUCAUUAUUGUUUUCCUAAAUCGUAUAAUCGCUUGCCCUAAUUUCUUCAAAUAUAUAUUGUUUGUGCGUUGAAGCAAUGACAUUAUUAUCAUUGGUUGAAGUGUGAAAAUAUCACACAGACGAAAUUGGUGUUUACUGCACAUAUUUGAACUUAAAGGAUAUUAUGAAAUUAUGCAUUUUAGCUACUUUUUUUUAUAUAUGUGAAAAUAAAAUUUUCACAGUUUC
Molecule: messenger RNA, 1849 nt
Organism: Styela clava
Lineage: Eukaryota; Metazoa; Chordata; Ascidiacea; Stolidobranchia; Styelidae
Product: carbohydrate sulfotransferase 10-like
Biological process (GO): carbohydrate biosynthetic process
Cellular component (GO): membrane
Molecular function (GO): sulfotransferase activity
Source: RefSeq, a predicted model, not a curated record